AUGACGGGCAAGAUGAAGAUCAUCAUCGCGAUGGUGCAGUGCAUCUGGGCGGUGCCGUACGUCUAUGACAUGGACAUCCCCGAGCAGUUUGACUCGCUGCUCAGCCUGUUUGGGUGGAUCACCGCGUUCUCUCCCGACAUCUUUCUGCCCGGUGCGUGCUACGGCUCGUACCUCGUCCGGCUGACGGUCUCGUCGACGUGGCCGAUCGUCGUCUUGGCGCUGAUCGCCCUCAAAAACAUCGUGCAGGAGGGGGCGGCGCGCCGCAAGGUUGCCGGGACGACCUCGCUGCGCGAGGAGAGCGCCAACGAGGGUGUGACGGGCGCGGUGGGCGCUCCGUCGCCGCCUCCGUCGCCGCCGCCGCUGCCGCCGCCACUGCUGCCGCCGCCGCCGCCGCCGCCGCCGCUGCCGCCGCCGCCCGAAGCUACGCAGUCCGUGGAGCCGCCGCCGCCACCGCCGCCGCCGCCUAUGUCCGAGGCGGCGUCCCCGCGGGUGGCGACGAUGCUCAUCACGACGCCGCGCGCCAUGCUGCAGCGCGUCUCCAGCCUCAUCUCCCCGCGGGGGCGGAUCGCCUUUCUCGACGCCGUGGGCCUCUCGCGGCUGCCGCCGCAGCCGGGUGACGGGCCUGGGCGCGGCUCGAGCGUCAGUGUCACCAGCUCCGACGCCGAGGCCCUGGAGGCGAGCGAAUCGUUCGGCCAGCGGAUCCGGCGCCAGGCGCGGCAGCUCUCCUUCCGGACGGCUGGCAGGAACGGGUCCGCACGCGCGGCGCUCGAGGUGCGGCGGGUGCAGUCGUCCGCGGACGGGGCGGCGGGUGUGGUGGGGCGGGGCCUGCUGCGCGCGCUGCCGCUCACGCUCUUCCUCACCUUUGUCGUGGUGCCCUCCACCUCGGAGCGGAUCCUCUCGUCGUUCAACUGCGUCGAGUUCAGCACCGCCGACGAGCCAUACGAGCUCCGCGCCUACCUCGCGGACGACCUCACCCUCGACUGCGCCUCUGCCGAGUACGCUGAGGUGGAGCUGUGGGCGUGCGUCUUCCUCGUCAUCUGGCCGGUGGGCGUGCCGCUCUUCUACGUGCUGUUGCUGCUCGCCGCGAAGCGCGCUAUCCGCGACACGCGCUCGACCGCGCUGACGCGCGCGAGCAGCUUCCUCUGGGCCGAGUACGAGCAGCGCACCUUUUGGUGGGAGCCGCUCGACCUGCUCCGGCGGCUGACCAUCACCGGCUUUGUGCUCAUCGGCACGCAGGGCUCGCCGCAGCUGCGCGUGCUCAUCGCGCUGCUUGUCACCAUCCUCUUCAUCACGAUGCAGUUCCUCCUCUCGCCGUUCAAGCGGCCGCUCGACGACCGCAUGAUGAUGCUCGGGCACGUCUGCCUGCUCGUGAUCCUGAUCGCCGCCCUCGUCAUCAACGUGUGCAACCUCUCGGCCGACACGUGCGAGACCUUUGGGAUGGGACGGACGAGCUACCUGCCCGCGCUCGUGUUUGUCGUCUUUGGCACGGCGAUGCUCGUGUCCGCCUUCCUCCUCCUCGCCUGGGCGGCCGGCCGGUACGCGACGACGCUGCCGACGCUGCGGCUCGUCGAGAAUGGGCUCGAGCCGCCGCUCACCAUCGCGCAGGGCGACAAGUGGCAUCUGUUCGUGAGCCACGUUUGGUCGACGGGGCAAGACCAGGCGGCCAACAUCAAGCGCGCGCUGCAGGUGAUCCUGCCCGGCUCGCGCAUCUUCCUCGACGUCGACGACCUCGCCGACAUCAGCGCGCUCGAGUCGGAGAUUGGGCAGAGCGCGCUCGUGCUCAUGUUCCUGUCCAAGGGCUACUUUAGCAGCCGCAACUGCCUGCGCGAGAUCCGGUGCGCGGUGCAGCUGCGCAAGCCGAUCGUGCUCGUUCACGAGGCCAACGAGGCCAAGGGCGGGCUCACCCUCGAGGAGUCGAUGAGCGAGUGCCCCGACGAGCUGCGCGACCGCGUGUUUGACAGCCGCCGCCGGCUGGGCAUGGCGGGUGGGCGCGCCAUUCAGUGGCACCGCAUUGCUGACUUCCAAAAGAUGAGCCUCAAGCUGAUCGCGGAGCAGCUGCUGCUCGCCUCGCCGCAGUACGCCUCCACGUGCGACGCGCUGCCGCUCUACUUCCCCGGCGAGAUCUCGGCCGACGCGCUCAGCUUUGAGCUGCCCGUCUGCCUGCGCUUCAGCCGGCACAACUCCGGCGCCGGGACGGUGGCCAAGGAGCUCGCGUCGCGGUUCCGCGAGCUCUCGGUGGCGCUGCUUGCGGAGCCGAGCGACGCCUCGCCGUGCGAGAGCGGCUGCUCCUCCGAGUCGGACGCGGCGACGGCGGGGACCGCGCUCACCGACUCGGCCGCGCUGGUGCGCGAGGUGUUUCUCCUCUACCUGCGCCGAGGCACGUUUGCGGGGGAGGAGGGCCACGAGCUCGCCGCCGACCUGCGGGCCGUGCGCGCGGCGGGCAUGCGCCUGCUCGCGGUCCACGAGAAUGACCCGGCGCAGGGCGGGGUCGCCUUCUCCCACUUCCUCACCACCACCCCCGAGGACCUGGUGGAGGGCGGGCUCUACUCGAGCCUCGCCGUCGCCUUCCACGCCACACCCUUUCGCGAGAUUAGCAUCGCGCUCGCCGCCAAGGCGAUGGGCGCGAGCAAGCGCAUGGGCGCCCGGCACGCCGCGGCGGGCCGGCUCAACGCCGCCGCCGCGAAGACGGCGGCGGUGCUCGCCUCGUCGAUCCACCUCUCGUCGCGGCACGGCUCGGCCCGCUCGGGCGCCUCGGGCCACCGCUCGAGCGUGCGCCGCACCUCGGACGUGACGUCCGACGGGGAGGAGGCGCAGGACACGGUCGGCUCCCUGCCCGGGCUGCGCGUGGCGCCGGCGGGGAGGUCGCAGCAGCUGCGCCUCGGCUGGGCCGGCGGCGCAGCGGGCUCCCUCCGCUGCUUGAGCGGCGGCCUCGCCUCGUCGCCGCCGGCGGUUCCGGUGUCGCGCGUGUCGACAGGCUGCCGCGCGGGCGCCGAGGUGACGCUCGUUGGCGGGGCGCGUCGGCUGGAGGGAGGAGCGGGGGCGGUGGAGGAGGUUUAG
This is a messenger RNA of Emiliania huxleyi CCMP1516, 3057 nucleotides long. RefSeq lists its product as hypothetical. The coding region runs from base 1 to 3057 and encodes 1018 amino acids. Lineage: Eukaryota; Haptophyta; Isochrysidales; Noelaerhabdaceae. The transcript has a single exon. The record is from RefSeq and is a predicted model, not a curated record.